Anguilla rostrata (American eel) is the source of this 5539-nucleotide messenger RNA. It is a transcript of the gene pik3cb, whose product is annotated as phosphatidylinositol-4,5-bisphosphate 3-kinase, catalytic subunit beta. Gene Ontology annotation, cellular component: plasma membrane; phosphatidylinositol 3-kinase complex; cytoplasm. Gene Ontology annotation, biological process: phosphatidylinositol-mediated signaling; phosphatidylinositol-3-phosphate biosynthetic process; cell migration. Lineage: Eukaryota; Metazoa; Chordata; Actinopteri; Anguilliformes; Anguillidae. Gene Ontology annotation, molecular function: 1-phosphatidylinositol-3-kinase activity; 1-phosphatidylinositol-4-phosphate 3-kinase activity. The record is from RefSeq and is a predicted model, not a curated record. The transcript has 24 exons. Bases 484 to 3714 code for a protein of 1076 amino acids.
GUUGGGGGUGUGAAUAUGGGAAGUCGCCGGCUGCGCACUGCGCUGGGAGAGAACGAGAAAGGGAGGGGGACCCGGGGAGCGAGCGAGUGAGAGAGAGAAAGAGAGAGGGGGAAAAAAAGAGAAAAAGCUGCAGCUGAGAGCUGUGUCUGUUUCACCUUCUGAAAAACAGGAAGACACGCGCUGUAACCCACCUGCUCCGCAUUUUCUCAAAUGUUAGACGCCCCUGAAGACGCCGGGCUGGCAAUACUCUUCUUCGCAUGGCCAAAUAACUUGAAAAACUAGCUGCCAGGUGGAUUCAAAUCUAAGAAAUAAAAACUUUUUUAGUACAGUUGGCCGAUCGCAGAAGACGCCGACAUAGCUACAUAAAAAAAGAUGCUGUGCCUACCCACCACCCUUGAAGUCUCAAUCAUGGAGCGUCACAGGAAAUAAGUAUCCUAAGGCGACACCAGGUCCAUAUGGUUCUGCUGGUGGGCAGACCCUGCCAUGCCUCCCGCCAUGACCGAUAUGCUGGACAUUUGGGCGGCCAACUCGCAGCUCUCCGAUGAGGACUGCGUCCCCGUGGACUUCCUGCUCCCCACUGGCAUCUACAUCCAGAUGGACGUGCCCCGGGAAGCUACCAUACAGCACAUCAAACUGCUCCUAUGGAAGCAGGCGCAGGCCUACCCCCUGUUCAGCUUCCUGGGGGAAAUGGAGUCCCACAUGUUCGAGUGCGUCAACCAGUCGGCGGUUCACGAGGAGCUGGAGGACGAGACGCGGCGGCUGUGUGACGUGCGGCCCUUCCUGCCCGUGCUCAAGCUGGUCACCCGCAACUGCGGCCGCGCCGAGCGCCUGCUCGACUCCAAGAUCGGCGUGCUCAUCGGCAAAGGUCUCCACGAGUUGGACGCUCUCCAGGACCAGGAGGUGAAGGACUUCCGCUCAAAGAUGUUCCGCAUCAGCGAGGAGAACAUGCAGCGGGUGCAGAUGAUGACGUGGAUGGAGUGGUUGCACAGCUGCUUCGCCCCGCAGCUGGAGUCUGGAGGCACAGAGAUGCUGCAGGAGAGGCUGUACGAGGGCACCCUGAAGGUCACCAUGCACUUCGACCAGUCCCAGGACACCGUCAGCCUGAAGGUGGCCCCCAACACCACGCCCAACGAGCUGACCGAGCAGGCGGUGCGGAAGUGGCUGACCACUCACGGGCCGGAGGAGGAGAAGAUAGGCUGGAGCGAGUACGUGCUGCGCGUCAGCGGAAAGCUGGAGUUCCUGUUCGGAGAGCACCCCCUCGUCCACUACAAGUACAUAAAGUCCUGUGUGAUUGCGAAGGAGAGUCCACAUCUCACCCUGGUGCACAGCAGCACGGUUCAGGAACUGUUCAAGAAGGAGAUCUCGGCCAUUGGAGCUGUGGUCAACCGCAAGACCUCCAACGCUCCGUUGCCCCUGCCUCCCAAGAGGAGAGGACCCUCUCAAGUGCAGACUUGUGUUUGGGAUGUCCAUGCACUGUUUAAGAUCGUUUUGGUCAAAGGGUGCAAAGUCAAUGCAGAGGAGACUGCCAAGGUGCACGUGCGGGCGGGGCUCUUCCACGGCACGGAGCUUCUGUGCAAGCCGGCGGUGAGCAGCGAGAGCAGCGGGCGGAGCGAGCACGUGUGGAACCGCACGCUGGACUUCGACAUCGCCGUCAGCGACCUGCCCCGCAUGGCCCGCCUCUGCUUCGUCGUGUACGCCGUCAUGGACAAGGUCAAGAAGCAGAAGUCCACCAAGAACGCCCACAUCCACAAGUACCAGACCAUCCGCAAGGCCGGAAAAGUGCACUAUCCCAUUGCCUGGGUCAACACCAUGGUGUUUGACUACAAAGGACAGCUAAAGACUGGAGACAUCAUUCUGCACAGCUGGUCUUCUUUUCCUGAUGAACUUGAAGAGAUGUUGAAUCCCAUUGGCACCAUACAGACCAACCCAUACACUGAGAACGCUACUGCUUUGCACAUCCAGUUGCCUGAAUACUCCUCCUCCCCUGUCGUUUUCCCUCCCUUCGAUAAGAUUUUGGAAAAAGCCGCGGAGAUUGCCCGUGGCAGCGACUCCUUGCCUAUGGUGGGCCGCGGGGGUAAGAAGUUUCACAUAGAGCUGAAGGAGAUCAUGGAGAGAGACCCUCUGUCCCAGCUGUGCGAGAACGAGAAGGACCUCAUCUGGACACUACGCUACGACUGCCGGGAGAACUUUCCCCAAUCCCUUCCCAAACUGCUGCUGUCCGUGAAAUGGAGCAAACACGAGGAUAUGGCACAGCUGCAGGCCCUGCUGCAGAUCUGGCCCAAGCUCAGCCCUCGGGACGCCCUGGAGCUGCUGGACUUCAACUACCCCGACCAGUACGUGCGGGAGUACGCCGUCGCCUGCCUGAGGCACAUGAGCGAUGAGGAGCUGUCCCAGUACCUCCUGCAGCUGGUCCAGGUCCUGCGCUACGAGCCCUACUACGACUGCGCCCUGACCCGCUUCCUGCUGGAGCGGGCCCAGGCCAACCGCAAGAUCGGACACUUCCUGUUCUGGCAUCUGAGGUCAGAGAUCCACAUGCCCGCCGUCUCCGUGCAGUUUGCCCUGAUCCUGGAGGCCUACUGUCGCGGCAGCAUCCCUCACAUUGAGGUCCUUAAGAAACAGGUGGAGGCACUAAGCAAGUUGAAGGCCGUGAACGAGCUGAUCAAGCUGGGCACCAUCAAAAACGCCCGAAACAAGACCAAGGAGGCCAUGCUGACCAAAGAGGCCAUGAUGACCUGCCUGCGGCAGACUGGCUACGCCGAGACGCUGUCCGACCUCCACUCCCCCCUCAACCCCAGCAUCAUCCUCUCAGGGAUCAAUGUGGAGAAGUGCAGAUACAUGGAUUCGAAGAUGAAGCCUUUGUGGAUUGUGUACAACAACAAGCUCCUGGGGGGUGACACACUAGGCAUCAUUUUCAAGAAUGGAGAUGACCUGCGGCAGGAUAUGCUCACUUUGCAGAUCCUGGGUUUGAUGGACCUGCUUUGGAAGGAGGCCAACUUGGACCUUAGAAUCGUGCCUUACGGAUGCCUAGCGACGGGAGACCGGUCCGGCCUGAUCGAGGUGGUGUCGGCUGCGGAGACCAUCGCCAAUAUCCAGCUGACCAGCAGCAACGUGGCGGCGGCCGCUGCCUUCAACAAAGACGCCCUGCUCAACUGGCUCAAGGAGAAGAACUCUGGAGAUGCCCUGGACCGUGCCAUUGAGGAGUUCACCCUGUCCUGUGCCGGCUACUGUGUAGCCACCUACGUGCUGGGCAUCGGGGACAGGCAUAGCGACAACAUCAUGGUCCGCAGCACUGGGCAGCUCUUUCACAUUGACUUUGGACAUAUCCUGGGGAACUUCAAGUCCAAGUUUGGAAUCAAAAGGGAGAGGGUUCCUUUCAUCCUUACCCACGACUUCAUCCACGUCAUCCAGCAGGGCAAGACGGGGAACACGGAGAAAUUUGGCAGUUUUCGGCAGUACUGCGAGGACGCCUACCUGAUCCUCCGGAGGAACGGGAAUCUCUUCAUCACCCUGUUCGCCCUGAUGCUGACCGCUGGCCUGCCAGAGCUCACCUCUGUCAAAGACAUUCAGUAUCUAAAGGACUCGCUGGCCCUGGGGAAGACUGACGAGGAAGCGCUCAAACAAUUCCGCCAGAAGUUCGACGAGGCACUCAGAGAGAGCUGGACCACCAAAGUGAACUGGAUGGCACACAAUGUGGCCAAAGACAACCGGUCCUAGUGCCAGACUGCAGACCACUGACCAAUCAGCGCACUAAAGAAGGGAACUGAGGAUGCGGAGCACCACGUGAGCGGGGCAGAGCUUCCUAUCAGUGACACCCCCCACCCAAAAAAACUAAACAAAGAAAAAACCCUGCACUCUAAGCUACUCUGCCUCCUCGUGGACCUUGACCAGGACAAUGUCUGUUGUUCAUUUUGGUUUCCUUCAUUCUGUAACAUAUCUGUGUAGAUGGUAAUCACGUGUUGCGGAAUUUGCACGCUGAAAGGACCCGAUAUCCCUGUGUUGUGUUGUUGUGGAACAGCCAAGGGGGAAAGGUGAAAGAGGUCCUGCCUCCACCUUACACUGUAGCCAUGCCCUGACUGUCUAAGGCUUUAUUUCAGCUAGAGUAAGAGGGAAACGUAGAUUGAAUGACAUAGGCACAGCAGCUCUAAUCCUGUAUAGCCUUGAAGAUGUAAUACAGAAAAAAGGGGGGUGAGUUGCUGAGGUCAAAGGUCGCCAGGCCUCCAAGCUACAAAUAGAAAGCAUCUUUCCCCUAAUGUCUGAGGGGACAGUCCCAUGCUCUCCAUCUGAAAGGCUAACGGCCAGCACGGUUAACGGACACGAAGCCGCCUUUACCCAAGUCUUAAACGACGCCAAAAUGUACACGCCUGAGCAAAGUGCAUUUCUUAACUGUUCAUAGCGAUGGCUCCUUUGGGAAGAUUUCAGACACGUGCCUCAGACUGUGGGGUUUUUUAAAUGUCUUUUUUGUUUUGGUUUUCUUUUUUUGUUUGUUUUUUAUGUCUAUGUGCCAGACUACUUCAGAACUGUAAAGAGAGCCUUGAGCCUUGAGCCUUGGUCCGGGUUCAGACCACCGCCGCCAAUUUGGACCGCUAAACACUGGAAUCUCAUUGUGCGGAGAUGCUUCGAGUCGGGUUCCCGGAAUUUCACAGAAAGAAGAGUGUUUUAAACAUGUAAUUCACUUCUGCUUUUUAACGAAGAUUUUUUUGAAAAUCAUUUCACCUGAAAAGACUGUCUGGAAAAAACAGAAAGUACCUCUUCAAGUUCGGGGAUGCAUACAGUAAUUGCCCUAUGUUGGUGAUGCGUAGGAAGAGGGUAUCUCAUUCCAAGGGUUCAAGGGUCACAUGGCAGGGGUUUGAGUCUGGGCGGGUCUCGCUGCUUCAGAACAGUGAGUAAAUAUCUGAGGCUUCGUGUCACAUGACUCUCCCAUUCUCUCACGGUCCUCAGUUUCAAAUAGUAACUUGUCUAAUGCCGUUUGCUAAACGCAAAUAGUUACCAUAGACAAUUUUGGUGGUAAUUGUACAAAGGACUUGCAAAAGAAAAUAAUACCAAUAACUUUGAUCCAGGACCAAAAUGAAACCAGACCAGUCACCUUUCUUUUAUUGUGUUUUCUGCUCAAAGGGGAAUGUAUGUUUUAAAAUGAGGAAUAUGUGGAUUUUAAAUAGUGUCUUUUAUAUCCGCAGAUGUGGGUGGUACUGUGGGUUCAAAAGCAGCCCACUGGUAAGAACUGCCAGCCAGAAAGCAUUAUGGACCAUUUACUUUGAAUGUUUCAAAGCUACUUGUUUUUUUUACAAGGUGCUCUUCCAACAUCUGCAUUUGAUUUUGUGCAAUAUACGUAUAUAGAUAUAUAUAUACACACACAUAUAUAUAUAUAUGAACCUCGGCUCUCUGAGUCUGCUUGUAAUGUAUAUUUCAAUGGGUUCUUAUGUGAUGCUGCUGUACUUCGCACCGGUAGCCUUGAAUUCUUCUUGUAGACACUGAAUAUGUACAGGCUUUGUUUGGUAGAUGUUUUUCAUAGGAAGUUUUAUUAAAGUUAUUUUACCUUUUA